Messenger RNA from Sphaerulina musiva SO2202, 3033 nucleotides. Its product is annotated as Hydantoinase_A-domain-containing protein. Gene Ontology annotation, cellular component: cytosol. The transcript is spliced from 4 exons. Gene Ontology annotation, biological process: glutathione metabolic process. NCBI's taxonomy places the organism in Eukaryota, Fungi, Ascomycota, Dothideomycetes, Mycosphaerellales, Mycosphaerellaceae. Bases 1 to 3033 code for a protein of 1010 amino acids. Gene Ontology annotation, molecular function: 5-oxoprolinase (ATP-hydrolyzing) activity. The record is from RefSeq and is a predicted model, not a curated record.
AUGGCUAGUGAAGGCAUAAAGAAUAUUCGCAUUGGAGUGGAUGUAGGCGGCACAAACACCGACGCAGUAGCCAUUGACCCUUCGCAGCAAUACACUCCCACCCGAGGUAUUCUCGCGCACCACAAAACGCCCACAACGCCCGACGUGACAGGAGGAAUUGAAGCCGCAGUGAGAAAUGUGCUUGAAAAGUCAGCAUUGCCUUCAGAAAGAAUCGCGAGCGUCACGGUCGGUACGACACACUUUAUUAAUGCCGUCGUGGAACAAGAUGCGAGACGUCUACGCCGAGUGGCCAUUAUUCGUCUCUCCAAGAGCUUUUUACGAGAGGUUCCACCCUUUUCGGAAUUCCCUCCGGGAUUGACGAGUAUCAUCAAAGGAUACGUGGGGUAUGCGGAUGGGGGAUUACACAUUGAUGGCUCCGAGGAAGCGGCUGUGGUAGAGCAGCAAAUUGUGGAAAGAUGUGAAGAGAUCAAGAAACUGGGUUUGACCGCGAUUGUCGUGAUUGGCGUAUUUUCUCCCAUCGAUGAAGAAUUCAAGCAAGAGGAUCGGGUCCGCGAAAUUGUCCUCAGAGAGAUUCCCGGGGCAGAUGUGAUUGUCUCGCACGAAUGUGCGAAUAUUGGUCUCAUGGAGCGGGAGAAUGCUGCAAUUCUGAAUGCUGCGAUAUUGCGCUAUGCCCGGCGGACCGUUCAAGGGUUCAGAAGGGCGAUGAAGUCGCUGAAACUGACUUGUCCGUUGUUUCUGACGCAGAAUGAUGGUACAUUACUGGACUCGGUGGCCGCUGCUCAAAUACCCAUUCGUACCUUUUCUUCCGGCGCGACAAAUUCCAUGCGAGGCGCCGCAUAUUUGACAGGUCACGAUCUUGCCAAGUCAUCAGCCAUCGUAGCAGACAUCGGCGGUACCACCACUGAUGUGGGUGUAUUGCUUCCUUCCGGCCUCCCCAGGCAAGCUUCGGCCUAUGUCACCGUUGCUGGAGUGCGCGUGAACUAUUCCAUGCCUUCGUUGCACUCGAUAGGCCUCGGAGGCGGCUCCAUUGUCAGAGAAGCGGAGGGCAAAGUCACUGUCGGUCCGGAAUCUGUCGGUCACUACCUGACGCGCGAUGCUCUGGUUUUUGGUGGAAAGGUCAUCACUGCCUCAGACAUUGCCGUUGCAGCAGGCAAAGCAGAAAUUGGCAACGUUUCGGCCGUAUCCCAUCUGGACAAGGACAUGGUCGAGCAAGCUCAACGGAGGAUCAAGGCUCUACUCGAGGGAGCAAUUGACAUUAUCAAGACAUCGCCAGAACCUCUCCCCGUCCUCCUUGUCGGAGGCGGCGCCGUUUUGGCACCUUCAUCUCUCAAGGGUGCUUCGGAACUCAAGCUCCCCAUCUAUCACGACGUCGCCAACGCUGUAGGCGCGGCAAUCUCCAAGGUCGGAGGCAUUGUAGAUAUCAUCCAAGGUGUGGCAGAUCAGACUCAAACGCAAGCGAACGAGCGUGCCAAGUCAAUCGCCAUACAGCGGGCAGUGGACGCCGGCGCAAUCAAGGACAGCAUCAUCAUUGCCGAAGUCGAAAGCUACCCAGUCAGCUAUAUGGCAAACCAACUUCGCACAGUAGUGAAAGCUGUUGGCGAAUUAGACAUCAAUAAGCAAGCUGCGGUACUGAAUGAUGACGACGAAAACGAAGAAGAUGGGCUUGAUUUCGAAACCGAGGUCGAUAAGGACUUUGCAGUGAAGAUCAUGGACGAGCCUCCCGUGGAUCCUCGCACUUACAAGCCCACAAUAGUCCGAAACGAAAAAGGAGUUUUGGAAUGGGACAUCACCGAGACUGAUGUGAAAUACCUGGCAGAUGGAUGCUAUGUACUCGGAUGUGCUGGCGGUGGAUCUCCUGAAGCGUCAAGAAUUCAGAUGAGAGAUAUGCUCCGUGCUGGGCACAAAAUGAGAGUGAUUGAUGCUUCGUCGCUCGCCGAGAACGCCGUGGUCUACUGGGGAGGGCACAUGGGGUCUCCAGCAACAUCCAACGAGGGUCUCCAGUCCAUCGAGACCGUGCACGCGUUCCAUGCUCUGCUCGAGUAUCUCGGGCAAGACACCUUCGACGCCGUGAUGAGCUUAGAGAUCGGAGGCGCCAACGGUCUCGAACCAUUCCUUGCUGGUUCGACGCGCUUCUUUGAUCGACCCAUCAUUGAUGCGGACUGGAUGGGACGUGCCUAUCCAACGUACUGGCAAACCACACUUGCCGUCCAUGCUCCCGGGGAGCUCGUACCCUGUGCAAUCGACUCGGGCGAUGGCAAGACCAUCCUCAUGACCAAAGCCAGCAACGACGAAAUCGUCGAUCGCGCACUCCGCGCUUCGUGUUCCGAAAUGGGCAGCAGAGUAGGCAUGGCCUCCAAGCCCACCACGACGGACAAAGUGAAGAAAUUCAGCGUGCUCAACACCGUCUCUCUCGCCUGGCGCAUCGGUCGUUGCAUCGCUCUCGCCGAAGCGACUAAUACCCUCUCUACCGUCGCCGAGCAAAUUGUCGAGCAAGUCGGCGGAGAGAAGAGCGCCAAAAUCCUCUUCCGUGGCAAAAUCAUCAAUGUUGAACGUCGCCUCUUCAAAGGCCACUCCUACGGCACUAUCACCAUCGCAAGCCUUUCCAGCGACGAAGAAGAAGAGGAAGAGGGCGAGUCCCCACAUUCCCCAGCCAAACGUCUACCCGCCGUGAAGUCGUCCGGCACGCUCACUAUCCCUUUCAAGAACGAAAACAUCUACGCAGAGCACACAGAUGAUGAUGAUGAGAAACAACAACAAAAUGGCGUGAAAACAACAACCAUUCUCGCCUCAGUCCCCGAUCUGAUUUGCGUACUCGAUACCGUGUCCGGAAAGAGUCUGGGCGUGCCAGAAUUCAAGUAUGGAUUCCGUGUGACGGUGCUCGGAAUCACGUGUAGUCCUCGUUGGAGUGAUACGGAAGCCGGCGUGAGAAUUGGAGGUCCGGGAGCGUUUGGAUAUGAUGAUAUUGAGUACAAGGCCUUGGGCGAAUAUGUGGAGCCGAAGAGUGUGAUUGAGGAAUAUGCACCACCACUAUAA